Molecule: messenger RNA, 993 nt
Organism: Effrenium voratum
Lineage: Eukaryota; Dinophyceae; Suessiales; Symbiodiniaceae
Source: the annotation of a GenBank genome assembly
AUGGAGAUUUCUGCUGGCUUUUUGUCGGUCUUCACCAACGUGGGCGUCCGGAGCGAAGGCAUCGCCAUUGUCGGCUCCCUGGAGCCACAGAGCUUGCUUUCCCAAGAGCGCGCGACGUACCAAUGGCGGGCCAGGCCAGCACCAACGCCGGCGCCCGUUGCGCCCUCGCCUCCUGUGGCACCCGCGCCCGCGGCACCUCCCGUGGCGGCGGCGCCGCCAGCGGGGCAUGGGAAUGGCAACAUUGCUGAUUUCUUCCUGAACGACCGCAAGGUUGACAUCCGAGGGGAGGCUGGCCGAAGAGGCCUCAACGUGGUGACCGUAGACCCGGACACGCAGCAGGUCACGUCCAGGAAGACUUACGACGUCUGGGCAGACCCGCAGACGGAGAACACCCGGCUAGCCGGGGAUAUCAACAGCUUACCAGAUGGGCGGAUCGUGAUGGUCGCUUGCCGGGAUUCCGGGAUGGAAAACCUGGACGCCCGGGCCAUUGCCGCGCUCUGGAGCGCCGGCGCCACCAUCCCUGGUGGCAAAGAACGUGAGGGUUACGCCCUCAUCGGUGUGAAGGGCGGUCAAGCCCUGGCGGAGGAGCAGGGUGGUAGAGUGGAGGUGGAGGGCGAGCUGCCCUUCUUCGUGCGCCAUCCUCCUGCGUUGCCACCCAGCCCGCCCAAGCCGACAAUGCCAAUGGGGCAACCGCCGCAGCAGUUCAGCCCACCCACCUGGGCCCAGUCGCCAGCUGCACCAGCUGCGCCAGCUGCGCCGCCCGCACCAGUGCCUUCCACCUUCCCCACGGCUGCGCCGACCACAGGGCCAACGGCAAAGGUGAAGGUGCCCAAGCUUCAGGUCGACCCGCAAGGGGGCGUCACCUACGAGGACGAGACGGUGGAGCGUGAUGGGAAGCCGGAGGAGCAGGGCCAAAGCUGGGAAGAGGUCGUGCUCAUGUUGGACAAGCUGCAGGAGAAGAUCAAGGCCAAGCGCCUCGCUGGCCUGAGCUGA